AGAUUUUCUGCGUCUUUCGUUCCAUCGGCCUUGUUGCUCGACCGUCGUUCGCUGAUAUGCCGUCUCUUACUCGCGCCGCCGCGCUUCUGCCGGCCCUCUUCUCAUCCAUUGCCUAUGCUGUGAACCCGGUUGAAGUUCGCGGCCGCGACUUUGUUGACACUGUCACCAACAAGCGCUUGAUGAUCAUUGGUGUCGACUACCAGCCGGGAGGUCAAGGCGCAUACCAGCCCCAAAACAGCGAAGAUGCCCUCACCAAUGCCGACGUCUGUCUGCGCGAUGCCGUCCUCAUGCAGAAGCUGGGUGUGAACACGCUUCGAGUCUACAAUCUUGACCCCACUCUCGACCACUCCAAAUGCGCCUCCAUCUUCAAUGCCGCCGGCAUCUAUAUGAUGCUCGACGUCAAUUCGCCCCUGCCAGGUGAAAGCAUUAACCGUGCCGAGCCAUGGACUUCGUACAACAGCGACUACCUCAACCGCGCAUUUGGAAUCAUUGAGAAUUUCAAAAACUUCCCCAACACGCUUGGCUUCUUCUCCGCCAACGAGGUCAUGAACGACUUGUCCACUGCCGAAUUCAACCCGCAGUACAUCCGCGCCGUUCAACGUGACAUGAAGAACUAUAUCAAGAACCACGUCAAUCGCACCAUCCCGGUCGGAUAUUCCGCUGCCGAUGUUCGCGAGAUCCUGCAAGACACAUGGGCCUACAUGCAGUGCGUUCACGACGAAGACAUGUCGUCCUCUGACUUCUUUGGCCUCAACUCUUACAGCUGGUGCAAUGGCGACAGCAUUCAAACCGCUGGCUACGAUACCCUGGCCAACAUGUUCGCUAACUCUUCUAUCCCGGUCUUUUUCAGCGAGUAUGGCUGCAAUCGCGAGACCCCUCGUGAUUUCGAUGAAGUCCAGGCACUCUAUGGACAAGAAAUGAGGGACCUCUCCGGCGGCCUCGUUUACGAGUACUCGGCGGAAGAGGCAGGCUACGGCUUGGUCGAGAUUGAGCAGGAUGGCUCUAUCAAAUUGAUGAAAGACUACGACAACCUACAAAAGCAGUUUAACGAACUGGAUAUCAACGCCCUCGAAUCCGCCAACCCUCAAGAUACCGAUAUUAGAGCCCCGGAGUGCAGUGAUAGUCUCAUAACUGCGGGUGAAUUCAGCAAGAACUUCACGAUUCCGGCUGUGUGCCCUGGGUGCCAGGACCUGAUCGACAACGGUAUUGAGAACCCUCAAAACGGGAGGCUGGUCGAUGUCGGCGAGACAACCGUCAAGCAGAAAGUCUAUGGCACCAAUGGUGGGCAGGUCCAGAACCUAAAACUCAACAUUGUCUCCGAUGGGUCUAACACACCCGGCGGCGAGAGCACCAACGGCGAUGAGAAUCAACCCAGCCAAACCGAUAGUGGAGCGCGGCCCACAGAGACAAGAGAAGGGGCUGCUUCGCAUCUUGGAGGCAGCAGCACACUGGCUUUGGUUUCAUUCUUCAUUUGGGCUCUGUGCCUGUAAUAAUCCUGGACGCUUGAAUGGGUCUCACGGGCCAACAUCUCUAUGCUUUUAAUCAUACUCUUGUAUCACCGGCAUGAAUACGAUUUCUUACGACCCAAGGACGGGCUAAUGGUUCAGACAUUGGGAGGAAUUUAACGACUUUCUUUUUGGCGGUUUUGCAUACGCUUGCUUGUACAUGUAUAUAUCAGAGCAUGAAAUAGGUGUUUGGGAUAGUCACAUGAUGAUACAUAGGCAAUAGAGCUAUGACGUUUU
Exserohilum turcica Et28A is the source of this 1742-nucleotide messenger RNA. RefSeq names its product glycoside hydrolase family 72 protein. Gene Ontology annotation, biological process: fungal-type cell wall (1->3)-beta-D-glucan biosynthetic process. Lineage: Eukaryota; Fungi; Ascomycota; Dothideomycetes; Pleosporales; Pleosporaceae. The transcript is spliced from 4 exons. The record is from RefSeq and is a predicted model, not a curated record. Gene Ontology annotation, molecular function: 1,3-beta-glucanosyltransferase activity. The coding region runs from base 57 to 1490 and encodes 477 amino acids. Gene Ontology annotation, cellular component: cytoplasm; fungal-type cell wall.